Messenger RNA from Coregonus clupeaformis (lake whitefish), 2547 nucleotides. RefSeq names its product adenylosuccinate synthetase isozyme 1 C. The record is from RefSeq and is a predicted model, not a curated record. The transcript is spliced from 13 exons. The coding region runs from base 20 to 1474 and encodes 484 amino acids. Gene Ontology annotation, cellular component: cytoplasm. Lineage: Eukaryota; Metazoa; Chordata; Actinopteri; Salmoniformes; Salmonidae. Gene Ontology annotation, molecular function: GTP binding; adenylosuccinate synthase activity. Gene Ontology annotation, biological process: IMP metabolic process; 'de novo' AMP biosynthetic process.
UGCGUCCUGCUCUGACAUCAUGGAGACACUGAUAUGGCAAUGCUACUCUUGGAAACGUUCUAGUCUGUUUCAGACGGACAGCCUAAGUAACAUCAUGUCGUUGAGCUGGUCAGCAAAAGACCACAAGAGUUAUACAAAUCCACCCUCCAACCCAACCCAAGGGCUGAAGCGGCCACGGAAUGACACAGGGAACAAAGUGACAGUGGUGCUCGGUGCGCAAUGGGGAGAUGAAGGCAAAGGAAAAGUCGUCGAUUUACUGGCGACUGAGUCUGACCUUGUUUGCAGAUGUCAGGGCGGUAACAAUGCAGGCCACACAGUGGUAGUGGAAGGUACAGAGUAUGACUUCCACCUUCUCCCCAGUGGCAUUAUCAACCCCAAAAGCAUAUGUGUCAUUGGUAAUGGCGUAGUCAUACACCUACCAGGCUUGUUUGAGGAGGCAGAGAAGAAUGAGAAGAAAGGUCUCAAAGGCUGGGAGAAGAGACUAAUUGUCUCUGACAGAGCUCACCUUGUGUUUGAUUUCCACCAGGUUGUGGAUGGAAUUCAGGAGACCCAGCGACAAGCAACAGAGGGAAAGAUUAUUGGAACGACCAAGAAAGGCAUUGGACCCACCUAUACCAGCAAAGCAUCUCGCAUUGGACUGCGUGUCUGUGACCUGCUGGGAGACUUCAAAGAGUUCUCUACCAAAUUCAAGAACCUUGUCGCGCAGUACCAGUCCAUGUACUCAUCCUUGACAGUUGAUACUGAAACUCAGCUGAAAAAAUUGAAGGAGUAUGGAGAGAGGUUGCGGCCGAUGGUGCGAGAUGGAGUCUAUUACAUGUAUGAGGCUCUUCAUGGACCCCCAAAGAAAAUUCUGGUGGAAGGGGCCAAUGCUGCCCUCCUCGACAUUGACUUUGGCACAUAUCCUUUUGUGACCUCAUCAAACUGCACCGUUGGUGGGGCAUGCACUGGUCUUGGCAUCCCUCCCCUGAAUAUUGGUGAAGUGUAUGGUGUAUCAAAGGCCUACACCACCAGGGUAGGCAUUGGCGCCUUCCCCACAGAACAGCUCAAUGCGACAGGUGAGCUGCUGCAGACGAGAGGUCAUGAGGUGGGCGUGACCACAGGCAGGAAGCGUCGUUGUGGCUGGCUGGACCUGGUCAUCCUGAGAUACGCCCACAUGAUCAAUGGCUUCACUGCCAUUGCUUUGACAAAACUUGACAUCCUUGAUGUGCUGGAUGAGAUCAAAGUAGGAGUGUCCUACAAAAUCAAUGGCAAAAUAAUUCCCCAUUUCCCAGCUAACAUGGAGCUGUUGCACAAAGUGGAGGUAGAAUAUGAGACCUUCCCAGGCUGGAAGAGUGAUACGUCUGCAGCCAGGAAGUGGAAUGAUCUCCCCCAGAAGGCUCAGAACUACAUCCGCUUUGUUGAGAACCACAUUGGAGUACCCAUUAAGUGGGUCGGCGUCGGAAAGUCCAGAGAGUGCAUGAUCCAGAUGUUCUAGAGACUUUAUCUCUUCUCUCCCUAAGAUGGAUACAUAUGGAUGGACGAGAUGUGGCUUGAUGUGACAUAUUUUUGCAAACCUCAAACGAUCUAAUAUUCUGUAAAACCUGUUGCCAACAGAUAUGUGUAGCCUUGAAACAAUGUUGACUGGAAAUGUUGGUAACUUUACAUCUAUCUAUGCAGUGCUUGUCAUCAGUAAAUUGCCUUGUAAUGAUGUCUGCCAGAAAGUCCUAUGACUGACCCAGCUGUAAAUAUUACCUUGUGCCACACAACAACCCUGAAAGAAAAAAACAUAUCCAAUAACUUUUCCUCAUGAGUAAUGUUACCUGCCUUAUGUUUUCGGUCUUCUUUAGGGAUGGAUAGAAAUGUACAUAAUGGGUACCUAGAGGAAAAUGGGGGAGGGUCAUGCUUUUUCAAUUUCAGUCAAGGGGAGGGCUUAGUAUGUUUAAAAUCUAGUCUAGGGAAGGGUCAUGUAAUUUGUAAUUGAUGAAAUUUCAAUAUUUCUCAGUGUUUUAGAAUGAGUUGCUUGUUAGGCUGUACAUCGAUGUGUGCCCGAUGCCACACCUCAACCUUGAUUCUCCGCUGGGCGCGCAAUAUCAAGUGCGUCUAUAGGCUAUUUAGUGUGGUCUCAAUCAAAGGAUCCAUAGCUUAUAAGCUAUAGGCUACGAAUUGCAUGCUCGGAGAAGCACAUAGCAAAGUUAUAUUUCUAAGAUAGCUGCUGGGAUGAUGUAAAUAAAAAUAGGCAGCAUUACACACUGCAAUGGAUAUUCCAACCCAGAGCCCCGGCCUGCUCUGCUCUUGCUGAUCAAAAACGUUUUUGUGUGCUGCCUAACCAAUGGCUGUCCUGUGUAGGCCUAUGGUGGCAGUUCAGGAGGAGAGUCAAAGGCCUCUUCCAAAAAUAAAUUUAGAUUAGGCCUAGUCCAAAAAAUGCACUAUCUUGCGCGCAGACUAGCCUAUAGCCUAUGUUCUGUUUUGUUUGAGGAGGAGAGCGUGAAGAUGAUGAGGACCGGAGGUCAACUUUGUUACCUUGCUACUACUAUAACUGAUUUUAAUAAAAACAAUAUGUUUUUUGUC